AUGGCGACGCAACCAAGUGACUAUACGGAGUUUCCGCCCGAGAUAAUUCUAAAGCCACUGGCUCUGAUCGGGUUGUCUGGGCUCGAUGCAGUGAACAAUGCUGUGCAUAAGGAGAUAUGGGAUGCCUUCUCUAACAAUCGCCGCGCAGACCGCACACCAGUGCGUUUUAAAUUACUUAAUAAUACAUUCGAGUUUCCAGUGGUUAAACCUAAAAGAAAUUCGUACGAGUGGUACAUACCUAAAGGAGUGUUAAAGAAGAACUGGAUCCAUAAGCGUGUUGCACUGAUUCCGGCGGUAGUUGUUAUAUUUUAUGAUAUGGACUGGAAUGAUCCCCAAUGGAAUGAAAAAAUCAUUGAGUGUGCAUCCAAAGUGCAGUCAAUACGCGCGGCGGUAGAAGGGCACUCGACGCGUGUAGCCGUCGUCGUUAUACAGAGUCGUUUGUCACCGCCACCUUCUGAAUAUAUGUUGGGUGCUGAGAGAGCUCAGGCCCUCUGUGCAGCUUGUGAAAUACAGUCCAAGUCACUCUUUGUGCUCCCUCACAGUGAUCAUCUCAUGGGCUACAUUCUUCGUUUAGAAAACGCAUUUUAUGAUAUUGCUCAGAACCAUUACCAUCAUGAAACAAAAAAUAUUAAACAACACAGAGACCAUCUGAAUAAAACAACUCACCAGUAUUUAUUUGUGAGGCACCAGUUUAAACUGGGCUAUCUCAAUGAGUUGAAGCAAGACCUAAGCACAGCUCAUAAGCAUUAUAUGCAUGCCUAUAAUAACCUGCUUGAGUCUAGGAUUGUGGACACCAACACUCAUGAAGUGAGAACUGUGGCUGGGUAUAUCAAUUAUAAACUUUGUAAACUAUUGUUUGCUCUAAAUCUUCCAAGAGAUGCAAUAGCUCAGCUUAAGUCACACAUUGAAAGAUAUAAAAAUAGGAUUGGGUCUACAGAGUUGUUGUUUGAACAUUAUGCUUGGAUUGCUAGACAAUACAGUGCCUUUGGAGAAUUGUUUGAUGAAGCAAUACGGGCAGGGCUUCCAGCUAUACAGUCACAGCAUCCAGGGUUCUACUACCAACAUGCAGCUCAAUUCACUGUAAAGAGAAGACAAGCAAUGCGAUCGGUGUGUACUGAUGCCACACAAUACCCACCACCUCCAGAUCCACUAGAAGGUAUUGUUGAAUUUUAUGGUCAAAGGCCAUGGAGACCAGGACGCCUGAGUGCUGACCCUCAUGACCCUCAAAAAGAACAAGCAGCUGUUAUGGCUCUACAACACAAUGAGAGAGUAUUUAAUCAUUCAAGUAUGAUCAUUAGCUUCCUGGGCUGUGCAAUCUCACAAUUCAAAACAUUCCACUCUCCUCGAAUGAGAAAACAGCUGGUGGUUGAAAUGGCAAAUGAAUACUUCUACUCAGCUGAUUAUGGCAAGGCUCUUACACUGUUAACUCACAUGCUGUGGGACUACAGAAGAGAGAAGUGGUGGUUUGUAGCUUCACAUGUGUUGAACAGAGCUCUGCAAUGUGCAUAUUUAUCUGCCAAAAUACAAGACUACGUACAGCUGUCCAUUGAAGCACUCUCAAAAUAUAUUCAAGUGCCAAACAAUGAUAAAGACAGAAUAUUUACAAAUAUUAUGUCAGUUCUAAAUCUCAAGAUUCCUGCUGCAGAACCAGAUCUACCACUUUCAUCUCAACAGAAGGCUCUGGACCUGUGGCAGUCAGCUAUAGAUAAAGAACCACUUUUAGUUCCUGUCGAUAUGGCUAACAUUGCUAGCUUUUUGGAAGUGAAGCUAAAAUUUAAACAGCCGAGGUAUAGAAUGGAUGAAAUUAUUGAAAUAGAGUUGUAUGUGAGACUGUCCUACAAUACAAUCCUUGAAGUCAAGCAAUGCUUUAUAGCCAUUUCUAGUCACACUGAAACCAUUGAAAUUCCAAUUACAGAAAAUGGCAGCUCUCUUAUAACAUUGGAAGGUGGGAAGGUCAAAAGGUUUCUGUGUCAGUUUAAACCAAAUCCACGUGACAGUGGCACAGAUUUGCACAUUAAAAAUGUGUCCUUUGUCCUUGACUCUGAUUGUAAAAGGAAGAUUGUAAUGAACUUUAAAAUAGAUGAAAACAAAGUGUCUGAGUCAACUAUCCAUCCUGAAUUGUUACAUUUCAUAAGGAGUCCUAAAACUGAUUAUGAAUUUGACUGCAUUGUGCCUUUAACCGUAGCAUCAGUAACAUCAAGAGAGUGCAAGCUAUCACUACUUGUGAACAACUCCAGUCCAGCUCUCCAAGGCGAAUGGUUUCCUUCUACUUUUACAAUUACUAAUAAUGAAGAAAGCCCUGUGUAUAAUGUUAAGAUAACACUGUCUUUACUAAGUUCUCCUGAUAAUCCAAACCCUGACUCUGUGACAGAACUGAGUCUCAAGGAGAGAGAACCUCAAACACAGCCACUUAAAUUAAAUGUGGGUAGUAUUCACACAACAGAAAGUUAUUCAAACAUGUUUUAUUUAAAGACAAACAGAACGGCAACUACAACUGUUCAAAUAAAGGUCUCCUACAUCAUUGACCUGCCAGAAAUAUCUAAAUUGGAAUGCACUAAAGAUUUUACAACAAAAAUUACAGUGAUCAAACCAUUUGAGGUGGCCACUAGUUUUGUAGAUAUUAAUUUUCAACCUAUUUCAAAAUGUUUUGUAGAUGAUCCUUUUAUUGUCAUGCCACAAAUAAAGAUAUUAAGUCCUUGGGACUUACUAAUAGUAGAUACUGAUUUAGAGGUUGUUGACUGCUUUAGACAUAGUGAUGCCAAGAAACCAAUUUCCUGCAUUAGAAAUCUAGAAGUUGCUGAAAAGAAUGUAGCAUCUGAUGCUGUCUGUAUACAAGCCAAACACAAGCCAAGAGAUAACCCUACAAGAGUUGGGUUGUACAAUAUAACAUGGAGAAGAAAGACCAGCACCAGCCACUGUGUGAUGAGCAGCACUGCACUUGCUGAUCUGCCUAUUGAUGACUGUCCUAUAGCCAUUAAAGUCAAUUAUCCAGAAGUUGUGGAACUGCUCACAUCGGUUCCACUUAAAUGUACUCUGUUUGGAAAGUGUGCUACUCCUAUCAGACUCAGUGUGACCGUAGAGGGCACUGAUGCUUACAUGUUCUCUGGAUACAAGAAGUUGUCUGUUACAGUUCCUCCAAAGGGUAGAGUAGAGCUAUGUUACAACAUUCACCCUCUAGUCGCUGGCAACACCACUCCUCCACGAUUAAAAGCUACUGUAAUCGGAGGUGGUGUAAGCCAGGAAUUAAUCAGUGAAAUGUUUGAAAAGAUCUUUCCUCAGAAUAUAUUUGUUAUGCCUAAGUACAAUAAAUGA
Arctia plantaginis is the source of this 3312-nucleotide messenger RNA. The record is from the annotation of a GenBank genome assembly. NCBI's taxonomy places the organism in Eukaryota, Metazoa, Arthropoda, Insecta, Lepidoptera, Erebidae.